Sodiomyces alkalinus F11 is the source of this 2118-nucleotide messenger RNA. RefSeq lists its product as hypothetical. The transcript is spliced from 21 exons. Bases 1 to 2118 code for a protein of 705 amino acids. The record is from RefSeq and is a predicted model, not a curated record. NCBI's taxonomy places the organism in Eukaryota, Fungi, Ascomycota, Sordariomycetes, Glomerellales, Plectosphaerellaceae.
AUGCCCGGUCGACAACCCACAUACACGCACUAUGCCCAGAUUAUCAUCUCGUCGUGCAAAAUCGUCCGUGAUGGUGAGUCGGCGUUGUUUACCGCGUCUGAAAUUGCCACGAACAAGGAAGGGACGCUUGAGUGGGACUACGCCGUGCGAACCAGCGGGAAAUUCCGGGAGACCCACAGCUCUGGAGUGACCGUACAUGCGGAUACACAUUAUGGUCUAGGGACUAAGGAUAUGCCUCAAGGCGACAACACUUCUACUCAUUAUCACGCUUCUCCACUGCCAAUUCAAUCAUCUACACAGGAUGGGACACCGGAGAUAUCAACCUUCGACCACACUCAGCAAUGCCCUCAGCGACCGUCAUCAUUGCGCAGGCAGCUGUUUGCUUCCGCGUCAGCGCUAGCACACGAAGCGUCGGUCAUUCCUAGGAGACGGUGCGUGCCCGUUGGUCGCAAGCGACACACGACGGUCAGGGUCGGGAAACAUGUGCAUCACAGGACUGAACAGCUCGACUGUCUAGUCUACCGGUGUCACGAACGGUUGAUAUUGCUCCACUUCUCAGGGCGGACUGACGCCCCUCUCUACGGUUCAGACCACAUGGGAAGACUGGUUGAUGAUUCCCGCUUGGACAGCGGAGUCUGUACUGAGCUUUUCCUCGAUCUCGUCUUCAGUGUCAUCUACGGUUUCUGUGCAAGAUACGACCGAAGAAGCGACGAUAUCCUGACGCCCGCCGCCCCUAGAGUUCUCUCGGCACUCAAGUUGAAGAGCAAACAGAGCGCUGCCAGUCACGGAGAAGUCAAGGUACAGGGUCCGACGAACAUCUGGACAGGACGAAACGCCAUGCCAGCAUCUACCGAGCCACCUAACCGGGCAUUAAUGCCCCUGCUCUACGAAGAUGUAGGGAAACAACCCUGGCGCUGGCACUGUGUAGGGUGGGUUGAAACCUGGCCGAUAUGGCACCAGAUCUUCGUCCUCAUCGUUCCGAAUACUGUCAGCUCGGCUCCGGGAUUAUCCGUCUCGCAUACGGGCGCUCUCGACAAAAGUCCCUUUUCUGCGCCCCGUUCGCGUACCCAAUGGGUCGUUGUAAUUUCACCACACCCGCAAAGUCGCAAAUUCCGCGCUACGGAUCGGCAAAGCAGCAUGACCGACGGCCUCAAGGCCGUUAUCCCGUUUACCAACUGGCGUCGAGACCGCAGUACGACAUGGUUUUGCGGCAUGCUCCGAGCGGUUGUGGUCAUCAUGAACGGGCGCACUGCCGCAACUUCGCAAGAAUGCAUACCCACUUCUCCAUCAACGCGCAUCGACAGAUACUGGGAUAAAGUUAUCUACAUAUAUGUACGAACACCAUACAGGAGCCCUGGCUUCAUGAGACAUGUCGACGAUGUUGACGUGAUGAUCGUUCGCCAUGGCCGGGGUUACUCGAGACACCCCCCUCCAUUCUCGUACUUCCGUACUCCACAGUUUCUCCCAGGUCCCCAUGCAUGCCAACCCCUCCUUACCGUCCAGCACGUGUCGACCAUCCAUCCGUCCAUUCACCGACCUUCUCGUCUCGAACGGGCGGCUGGCAUCUUGCUUUUCCCCCGCGUGCUAUCCCAAAAUCACUGCAUGGCGCGGUAUCUGGUCGCAUGCGUAGGCAGUGUCGCACCCUUGAAGCGAGCCGGGAAAACAAAGACGGGAAACUCGUCUGGUCUGCAGGAGACGCUCUUGCUGUCUCUGGAGCCGUCAUCAAAUACAGACAUUUUAUCACGAAUGCCAGCACAACAACUACCUGCCUACUUCGCUCGAGGUCGGGCUCUGAUACCCAGGGAUCGCUCAGACGUUUCUGAUUCUUGGGCUUGGGAGACGGGCCAGGUCUGGUUCUCGACGAGGAAGGCGCAGAAGCGGGAGAUGCACCCUAAGGUUUCGUCUUGUCUUGUGCGUCCUCCACCCGCUCUGAGCACCUUCGGGACCGGAAAGCUUCUCGAAGGUGUGAUAAUUAUUCGCGAGUCCGCCUCGUCGUCUGAUUACGAACCGGCACGUAACAUCCUUGCGGCUGAACGAAUUGCCUGCCAAAUGGAAUAUGUUAUCGUCCUCGGGGUGAUUCCCACAUUGAUCGUCCGCCAAGGCCCCGACAUGGCGUAG